Leguminivora glycinivorella is the source of this 2927-nucleotide messenger RNA. RefSeq names its product probable cytochrome P450 6a17. The transcript is spliced from 9 exons. Gene Ontology annotation, molecular function: monooxygenase activity; oxidoreductase activity, acting on paired donors, with incorporation or reduction of molecular oxygen; iron ion binding. The record is from RefSeq and is a predicted model, not a curated record. Bases 534 to 2126 code for a protein of 530 amino acids. Lineage: Eukaryota; Metazoa; Arthropoda; Insecta; Lepidoptera; Tortricidae.
CCGUUUUUAAGCGUUAAGAUGUUUACUAAAGCAUAGAACAGGGGCCGAGAUAUGCCGGUAAUAUUAGAUCCUAUUGCGUCUCUGUUGGACUUUCUCUGUUACAGCAUCGCAUUGCGCUAGCAUUUGUUAACUCAUUCGGCUUUUGAGCACAAACUCGUCGACAGUCGCCAUGACAUCAUUCCAAAUUCGAAUUUGACAUUAGAAUUUGCGAAUAUCGCGGUCUUUUCGCGGUGCGAUAAGCGGCUGGAGGUCGCUCUAAAUUCAAAAGUGUUUUCUUUUUUUUUUAAUUGCCAAGUUUAGUGACUAUUGUUUUUUUUAUUGAGUUCACGGUCAGUGCACUUUUAGCCGGAUUGCAGUGUGUGCAGUGCAUUAGGAAUGUAGAUUGAACUUGAUGAUUUUAACAUAAUGGAAUUAACGGACUAAAGUAUAAAAAGUAACAUUUAGAAUUUUCAGUUCAUUUGUACAUGUUUUAAGCUAGACAUACAAAAUGGAAAAAGAUUAUUUCCAGCUAUUGAGAUAGAAAAAAAGUCAAUAUGUUUGGUUUUAAACGUUCAUCUGUGCAGUUGUUAGUGAUUUUGUCUUGGUGUUUGCAAGAGUGGACGUUUAAUAAUGUUGUGUUAUGGUACACAUUUGCGUGCGGGGUAUGGUUAUCAGGAUUGUUGUGCCUGUUGACAUAUGACCAUGACUAUUGGUCCGACAGGGGGGUGUUUUCACCCCCUGCUUGGCCUCUCGUUGGUCAUAUAUUAUCUGUGGUCCUCUUUAGGGAGCAAGGAGGAAUUUGCUUCCUAAAGAUCUAUAAUAAAUACAGACAUCUCAGGUUUUUGGGAACCCACCAGUUUUUCCAACGAACCCUGGUCAUCCUGGACCCAGCACUCAUCAAACGGGUCUGCGUCACCGACUUCUCACACUUCGUAGAUCGAGGCUUCUUCUUCAAUGAGGAAGUGGAUCCCCUGGCCGGGUCUGUGCUGUUUCUGAGGGGUCACGAAUGGCGCAGACUGAGAGCCAAGAUAUCGCCCAUAUUCUCGCCUAAUAAACUAAAAGGAAUGUUCCCGAUCAUAGAGAACACUGCUCAAGAGUUUGUCAAGCGCGUCACAACACUGAAUUCCAACUCCGUAGUGGACUCAGAGCGUCUCCUUGGCGGCUAUACGGCGGACGCCAUAGUGCCCUGUGCGUUUGGCGUCAAGUGUAACGUCAUGGACAAUGAAAAGGACCCGUUCGCUGUGGCGCUACAUGCGUUCUAUGAGAUGACGCCGUUUAAUCUGUUUGAGAAGACCAUGCGGCAGUUCUGGCCCGCAUUCUGCAUGUUCUUCAGACUGAAGAUUAUCCCGCAGAAAACGCAUGAUUUUUUCUACAACAUCGUUACCAGCGUGUUGAGGGACCGAGAAAAUGGCGUGCCAGAUAAGCGGGGAGACUUCAUAGACAUGAUGAUGGCUCUUCGUAACGACGACAAAAACAACAACCGGGCCGAUAAGGAUGAAGAUCACGUGGAAAUCACGGACAUGGUCAUAUCAGCGAACGCCUUCAUAAUAUUCCUGGGAGGUUUCGAGACCACGUCUGCGACCCUCGCCUUUCUGCUCCUAGAGCUAGCUGCCCAUCCAGAUAUCCAGGACAAGCUGAGACAAGAGAUACUGGAUGUGGUAGGAGAGAAGGAGAUGACGUAUGACAUGCUUCAGGAGUUGACGUAUAUGGACAUGGUUAUUCAAGAAACGCUGAGACUGUACCCGCCCUUCCCCAACAUUCAACGGAUGUGUACCAGAGACUACGUCAUUCCAGAAACCGGACAUAUCAUUGAGAAGGGCACAGUGGUACUCUUCCCAACUCUCGCCAUACAGAGAGAUGAACAGUUCUUUGACUCUGCUGGGUCAUUCAUUCCAGAGCGGUGGAGCGGUCCAGCGCCGCCGCCUGGCGUCUACAUGCCUUUUGGCGACGGACCUCGUGUCUGCAUUGGAAAAAGAUUCGCGAUGAUCCAGAUGAAGUGCUGCAUCGCGCGUCUGCUGCGUGUCGUUCGCGUAUCGCCCGCGCCUGGUAUGUCGCCGCGUACGCAGCCCUUCCAUCCCGACCCGCGCUCGCCGCUCGCGCUUCACCCGGGCGACUCCAAGGUUACAAUCAGCCUUGUGACGUCAUGAUACCGCGUCUGUGCUUGAGUCGCCGCGUUUAGUACUCUACCUUUCCGACACGCCCUUCGUUCGCGCUACACCCGGGCGACUACAAGGUUACAAUCAGCCUUGUGACGUCAUGAUAGCGCAUCUGUCAUUGUGUCGCCCGCGUUUAGUAAGCCACCUUUCCGACACGCCUUUCGUUCGCGCUACACCCGGGUGGCUCCAAGGUUACAAUCAGCCUUGUGACGUCAUGAUAGCGCGCCUGUCUUUGUGUUGCCCUCGUUUAGUAGGCCACCUUUCCGACACGCCUUUCGUUCGCGCUACACCCGGGUGACUCCAAGGUUACAAUCAGCCUUGUGACGUCAUGAUAGCUCGUCUGUCCUUGUGCAGUCGCCCGCGUUUAGUUACGUUUAGUAAGCCACCUUUCCGACACGCCAUUCGUUCGCUCUACACCCGGGCGACUCGAAAGUUACAAUCAGUCUUGUGACGUCAUCAUUGUGUCCCUGUUGCGUGACUUGCAUGUCGCCCACAUGUCGCUCUUGCCGCGCGCUUUUCCCGCCUCGACUUGUGCUAUCAUCAGUUAAGACUGUCGUCAUCAUAUGCCGUUGUCUCGUGUCGCUGGUAUGUCGCCGAUGAGUCCUCAUUGCCCCAUAUUAUGCACGCUACUUUUCCAUUGACUACUUCUAACGAUUUAGCGAUUGUGACUUUGUGACAUAACGACAUUGUACUUGUGUCGAUUCUUGUCACCCCGACAGUCAAGGUGGUUCAAUUAUUAUUAUUAAAGAAUCUGAGUUUAUUAUAGCUCGUACCCAAAUAAAUAAUUGAUUA